Aspergillus costaricaensis CBS 115574 is the source of this 2098-nucleotide messenger RNA. RefSeq lists its product as uncharacterized. The transcript has 2 exons. The record is from RefSeq and is a predicted model, not a curated record. Gene Ontology annotation, cellular component: nucleus. Gene Ontology annotation, biological process: mRNA splicing, via spliceosome. The coding region runs from base 176 to 1846 and encodes 556 amino acids. Lineage: Eukaryota; Fungi; Ascomycota; Eurotiomycetes; Eurotiales; Aspergillaceae.
CUUCAUUGAACCCGCUAGCUACAAACAAAAUCUCUCCUACAACGCGCAUCUUACUGUGAAGACAUGUGUUCAUAGCGUCAACCUUUUAAACCUCCCCGGAAAGGAUACCUUUCGCAAAACCACAUAUGAUUCGGAAAACCUCCACCCUCCGCAUCGCAUCGCAUCGCAUCCAGCCAUGAACAACGACCAAUUCCGUCGCCUUGUCCUCGACAACCCUUCCUCCAAACCCGCCGGCCAAUCCACCAGUCCAGAUGCAUCCUCUUCAUCCCAACAACAACCACGCAAAAGCAUCGGCAAUGCGACCCCCGCAGCCGGCGCUCUGGGCUCGCGCCUCCGCUCCAGCAUCCCCAUGACACCUCGCGCCUUAACAAACGUCGACUUUGCGCGCCAACUAGCCGAAUACCGCCGCGAAGCCCAACCCGCUUCCAAGAAAUUCAAAUCCUCCGCCGCCCCCAAGGGAACGAAACUACCGUCCGGAUAUCAAGAUCGGGCUGCAUUGUUGCGCCAGAAGGAAGAAGCGGAAGAAGGGGGAGAUGGUGGUGGUGAUGUGUCGGAUCUGGAGAAGCGUGUUAAGGCGUUGGAGGAGAUGGUCAAGCUAGGACAGAUUGACCAGGAGACGUUUGAGAAGCUGCGUGCUGAGAUGGGCGUGGGUGGGGAUUUGAAGAGUACGCAUAUGGUCAAGGGGUUGGAUUGGGAGUUAUUGAGGAGAGUUAAAGGAGGCGAGGAUGUUGAUGUCUUGGAGAAGGAAGGGGAGAAGGGUGAGGGGAAGGAGAAAGAAGAUGUGGCAGAUGUGGAUGAGGAGUUGGAUCGGGUGUUGGGACAAAAGGGCGAGGGGGUGGAUGCAUUGACUGCUGCCCCGAAGGAGACUAAGGAGAAGAAGAAGGGGGUCAUGGCUCAGAGAAAAUCAAGAGACGAGAUUCUCAGGGAGUUGAAGGCUAGUCGGGCUGCUGCUGCGGCUGAGGCGGCGAAGCCGGCUGAGCCCGCGUUGGGGACUAAGUUCAAGAGGAUCGGGGGAGAGUCCAAGGCGGAGAAAAAGCGUUGGGUGGAGCAGGAUGAGAAUGGGCGACGGAAGGAGAUUCUACAGAUCACGGAUGCGGAGGGCAAGACGAAGAGGAAGGUGAGAUGGCUAGGCAAGCCUGGUGAGGUCGGUGCUGGUGCUGGUGAUGGACCUGCUGGGUUAUUGAUGCCGGACAAGGAUGCGAAACCGCUGGGCAUGGAGAUUCCAGCAGAGGUUGCAUCCAAGGCUCCCGCGCCGGCGGAGGAUGAUGACGACGAUAUUUUUGCUGGCGUUGGAGAUGACUAUAACCCGCUUGGUGAUCUACCAGAUGAUGAUGAUUCGUCUGAUGAGAGUGAAGAUGGCGAGAAGCCAAAGGCCAUAGAACCAGCUCCUGCUACUGGUGAUACGAAGAAACCGGAGAUGACAACCAGCCGGCCUCGAAAUUACUUUUCUACGUCUACAACGGAUGAAGUUCCUGAGGUGGACCGGUCGAACCCAUUGGCUAAAGAUCCUACUCUACUGGCGGCUCUGAAACGGGCUGCUGCGUUACGACAGUCCGAGGAGGCUGGUGCUGCUGAUGCUGACGCCGGAGAUGUCGACGACGAGACGGCGCUUCGACGAAAGAGGUUCCUGGAGGAGGCGCGUCGGCGGGAAGCCCUGGAUGCAAUGGAUAUGGACAUGGGCUUUGGAGGAAGCCGCAAUGACGAUGACGAGGAGGACGAGGACGUGGUGCUGGAGACCGAGGGACGCGGCGGGAAGAAGAGGAAACGAGGGCCGAAGAAGAAGAAGGGCGACAAGGACAGUGUGACGGAUGUGAUGCGUGUGCUGGAGGGGAGGAAAAAGGAGUGAUGUUGAGAUGAGCAGAUUAUACACGAUUUAUCAGGGGUGGUGCCUGGAAAGGAAACCAAUCAAGAUGCCUGGUAAAUACGACUAUCACACCUGGACCCUUUUCUGGACCGCUGUUACCCUACAGUGAUCGCUGCAUCGUACCGGAAACCAGAAAGUAAUUUCCGUGGGACUCAGUUCCUUCAGGAGCAGCAAGUGAUAUGCUAUUACGAACUUACGUGCAGUAGGUCGCCUUCCACAGGAGCUCAUCUGCAC